Molecule: messenger RNA, 6720 nt
Organism: Diospyros lotus (date-plum)
Lineage: Eukaryota; Viridiplantae; Streptophyta; Magnoliopsida; Ericales; Ebenaceae
Product: protein REDUCED CHLOROPLAST COVERAGE 1
Exons: 29
Coding region: 306-6011 (1901 amino acids)
Biological process (GO): organelle organization
Cellular component (GO): cytoplasm
Molecular function (GO): protein binding
Source: RefSeq, a predicted model, not a curated record
UAGCUGGUCUGACUGUUAAAUCUCCGCCCUUCCUUCCUUAUCACCAUCCACCUCCUCCACACAUCUCCUUCACUUGCUGCGCCUAUUUCCGGUGGAUGAGAGCUUCAAUUCAAACCCCUUUAAUGGUGAACUUCUCUUCAUUAUCCUCUCUCUCUCUCUCGCUCUCUACUUGUAUACUUUUGCAUGUUUAAUGCAGCAUUAAAGGCCUUUCUCUGUCAUCUCUCCAUCUGCUGUCCACCUGGAACAGCUGAAAGUUUGACAGCUUAAUCUCCUGGGUUUAUCUAUAUAUUGAGCUGAAGUUGAAAAUGGCACCCAAGAACGGUCGCGGGAAGAUGAAAGGGGAGAAGAAGAAGAAAGAAGAGAAGGUUCUGCCGGUUGUCAUAGACAUAACUGUAAACCUUCCGGACGAGACUCAUGUUAUUUUAAAGGGAAUAUCAACGGACAGGAUUAUAGACGUUCGCCGGCUAUUAUCUGUCAAUACAAUGACCUGCAGUAUCACCAAUUUUUCAUUAUCCCACGAGGUCAGAGGGCCCCAGUUGAAGGAUACGGCCGACGUUGCCGCACUGAAGCCUUGCCUUCUCACCCUAGUUGAAGAGGACUACGACGAGGAGAGCGCGACAGCGCACGUUAGAAGGCUGCUGGACAUCGUGGCCUGCACGACGAGCUUCGGCCCGUCGGCGAUCAAGGAUUCGAAGGCCGAGUCUGGCAAGAAUUCGCGGGUUGGGCAGGAUGCCAAGGCGGAGAAGAAGUCCGGCAAGUCUCCGGCCAACAACCGGCGGUCAUCGCCUACUCCUCCUUCGCCGCCGUCGCAGUCUCCGAAAGAAGCACCGGCUGAAGGAGACGCAGAGAUAAGUGAUUCAUGCCCCAAGCUCGGUAGCUUCUACGAAUUCUUCUCGCUUUCUCAUCUCACGCCGCCUCUCCAAUUUAUAAGAAGAUCAGCAAGACAACAGGAUGAUGAGAUUUUAGUGGAUGAUCAUCUUUUCUCCCUUGAAGUGAAACUUUGCAAUGGAAAGCUGGUUACUGUUGAAGCUUGCAGUAAAGGAUUCUACAGUGUUGGGAAGCAACGGAUUCUUUCUCACAACCUUGUUGAUUUGUUACGGCAACUUAGUAGAGCUUUUGAUAAUGCCUACAAUGAUCUCAUGAAAGCAUUCUUAGAACGAAACAAGUUUGGGAAUCUUCCUUAUGGCUUCAGAGCCAACACAUGGCUCACUCCUCCAAUUGCUGCACAGUCACCAUCGAUAUUCCCUUCACUCCCUGUGGAGGAUCCAACAUGGGGAGGUUAUGGGGGUGGUCUGGGAAGAGAUGGAAAAAGCGAUCUAUUUCCUUGGGCUAAAGAGUUUGGUUCUCUUUCAUCUAUGCCUUGCAAGACAGCCGAGGAAAGACAGAUCAGAGAUAGAAAAGCUUUCCUUCUUCACAGCCUUUUUGUAGAUGUUUCCAUUUUCAGAGCAAUUUCAGCUGUGCAGCAAGUAAUAGGGAAGUCUGAGUUUAUUCAUACAACUGUAGACAAUGAAAUUAUUCAUACUGAGAGAGUAGGGGACUUAAGCAUUGUUGUCAUGAAAGAUUCUCCAAAUGCAAGUUCUAAAGUAGAUACCAAGAUUGAUGGAAUUCAAGCAAUUGGAUCAGAUCAAAAGAAUAUAGUAGAAAGAAACCUUCUGAAAGGAGUCACUGCAGAUGAAAACAGUGCUGCCCAGGACGUUGCUACUCUUGGUGUUGUUAAUGUGAGAUAUUGUGGUUACAUUGCGGUGGUUAAAGUUGAGGGAAGACUGAAUAUUGAAACAGCUACCCCAUUGCAAAACCUUGAAUUUCUCAAUCAGCCAGAAGGUGGUGCCAAUGCUCUCAACAUUAACAGUUUAAGAUUGCUGCUUCACAAGAGAGAAGCUUCUGAUCAUGUCAAAUCAUUACCACAUUCAUACACUUUGGAAUGUGAAGAGCUCAAUUCUUCUCAAAUUUUUGUGGAGAGGUUGCUGGAGAAGAGUCUUGCUAAGCUUCAGGAAGAGGAGGCAAUAGGGGAUGUAUUUGUGAGGUGGGAACUUGGAGCCUGCUGGAUACAGCAUCUGCAAGAUCAGAAAAACACGGAGAAGGAUAAGAAACCAUCUAGUGAGAAGCCCAAAAAAGAGAUGAAUGUUGAGGGACUUGGAACACAUCUUAGAUCCCUCAAGAAUAGCAAGAAGUAUUCUGAUGGAAGUAACAUGAAACCAGAGUAUGAGAAUUCAAAGUGUGCUACUACUGUUGUCAAUGGGGGAAAUGAAAAUGCCGUCCCACCUUUAACAUUUCAACAAGUGACGAAUGCUAGUGAAAAUGAAAUUGCCCUAAGGAGGUUGUUGUCUGAUGCUGCUUUUACGCGUUUAAAAGAAUCAGAAACUGGUCUUCAUUGCAAGUCUGUGCAAGAGCUAAUUGACUUGUCCCAGAACUAUUAUAAUGAGGUUGCUCUUCCAAAACUGGUUGCAGAUUUUGGUUCCUUGGAACUCUCACCUGUUGAUGGUCGAACUCUGACUGAUUUCAUGCAUACCAGAGGUCUUCGAAUGCGUUCCCUGGGACAAGUCGUUAAGCUUUCAGAAAAGUUAUCACAUGUACAGUCUCUCUGUAUUCAUGAGAUGAUUGUACGAGCUUUUAAGCACAUUCUACAGGCAGUGAUUGCUGCUGUUGGUAAUACUGAUGAAAUGGCUGCUGCAAUUGCUGCUGCAUUAAACCUGAUGCUUGGAGUCCCUGAAAAUGAGCAAUUCAAUGAAUCCUGCAAUGUCCAUUCUCUUGUCUGGAGAUGGCUGGAAGAAUUUUUAAAGAAGAGAUAUGAGUGGAAUCUCAGUGGCUUUAACUACAAAGAUGUGAGGAAAUUUGCAAUUCUCCGUGGGUUAUGCCACAAGGUGGGUAUUGAGAUGGUUCCAAGAGACUAUGACAUGAAUUCUCCAGACCCUUUCAGGAAAAUAGACAUUGUUGGCCUAGUACCAGUGCAUAAGCAAGCAGCAUGUUCAUCUGCUGAUGGACGACAACUCUUGGAAUCAUCAAAAACAGCUUUAGAUAAGGGAAAACUUGAAGAUGCAGUCAGUUACGGGGCAAAGGCUCUUGCAAAGCUGGUAGCAGUUUGUGGUCCUUACCAUCGAAUGACGGCAGGAGCAUAUAGCCUUCUUGCUGUAGUUUUAUAUCACACAGGAGACUUCAAUCAGGCCACAAUUUAUCAGCAAAAAGCCUUGGAUAUUAACGAGAGGGAAUUGGGACUUGAUCAUCCAGAUACAAUGAAGAGCUAUGGGGAUCUUGCUGUGUUCUACUACAGACUUCAGCAUACGGAGCUGGCUCUUCAAUAUGUAAAACGUGCACUCUAUCUAUUACAUCUCACAUGCGGCCCAUCACAUCCCAACACUGCUGCAACAUACAUUAACGUGGCUAUGAUGGAGGAAGGCUUGGGAAAUGUGCAUGUUGCUCUCAGAUAUCUCCACAAAGCUCUAAAGUGUAACCAAAGGUUACUUGGCCCAGACCAUAUUCAGACUGCAGCGAGUUACCAUGCUAUAGCAAUUGCACUCUCAUUGAUGGAAGCUUACCCUUUGAGCGUUCAGCAUGAGCAGACAACCUUGCAAAUUCUCCGAGCUAAGCUGGGCCCAGAUGACCUCCGUACUCAGGAUGCUGCUGCAUGGCUUGAGUACUUUGAGUCAAAGGCCUUUGAACAACAAGAAGCUGCACGGAAUGGAACUAGAAAGCCUGAUGCAUCCAUAGCUAGUAAAGGCCACUUAAGUGUGUCAGAUUUGCUUGACUACAUUAAUCCAAGUCAUGAUGCCAAAGGGAAAGAUUCUGUGGGAAUAAAGAGGAAAACCUAUAUUAUGAAGAUGAAGGCUAAAUCUGACCAAAACUUAAGUUUUGUGAGUUCUGAGGAAUCCCAGAAAGAUGCUUCAGAUGAGAAACUGAUUCCUGAACCUGAAGGGGACACAAAUAUGAAUGGUGAAACCACCUAUCCACCAGUUAAGAUCACAGAGCCUGUGUAUGAAGAAACUACUGAGAAGAACCUAGUUGAGUUCAUACAGCCUGUUGAGGAAGAAGUUGCUGUAGAAAAGCCAAUAGUUGCCAGUGAUGUUUUAACUGAAGUACAUGCUGAAGGAGAUGAUGGAUGGCAACCAGUUCAAAGACCAAGAUCAGCUGGCUCAUAUGGACGGCGAAUAAGGCAGCGGCGGGCAACUGUUAGCAAGGUCUAUGGUUAUCAGAAAAAAGAUGUGCUUUCUGAAUCAGAUUAUGCUAGACUGAAAAGUAACUACCAAAAUACCAAGUAUUACUUGAUAAAGAAACGAACAGUGUCUCCAGGAAUUUAUGCAGAUUACCACACAGCAAAGAGUACCUCCCCGAGUACCAAAUUUGGACGAAGAGUAGUCAAAGCUGUAACAUAUAGAGUUAAAUCUGUACCUUCAUCUACUAAAGACACUGUGAUAGAGGCUCACCGAAAUGGAGGUAAGGUAUCCAAAUCUCUGUCAGAAACUAUUUCAGUUGCUGCACCAAAGGAAGUUGGACAAAUAUCGCAGAAGAGUUCAAUAGUUAGCUUAGGAAAAUCACCUUCAUACAAGGAAGUAGCACUGGCUCCACCAGGUACUAUUCCUAUGUUGCAGGUUAGGGAGUCCCAGAAUGAUAAUCCUGAUAACAAAGAGCUUGGUGUUGAACAUGGAUUCGAUGAGAAUGAAGCAAAAGGAAAUGUUGACAUUAAAGCAGAGGCUGAAAAUGUAAAAGAAGAUAAAUUUGUGUUAAAUUCCAAAAGUGACUCAUCUGAUGGGGUUGAAGAAAUUGUUGGCAAGACGGAAGAAACUAAAUCAAAUCAUGUGACGUGGGAUGAACAUCCUGAGAUUGAGGCUGCAAUUGUGGAAGAAUCUCCAAGUGCAGAGAUGGUUAACUCUAGCUGUGUGGAACUUGAUCAAGUGGUACAAAGUAGCAUUCAAACUGAUGAUAUGCCAAAUUUAAUUGAUGCUUCCAAUAUUGAGCUCUGCGAGAAUGAUCCAUCCAGCAGCUCCAAACCUGAAGAUACUUCAGUUUCCACCUUGCAAGUAGGUGAGACCUUAAAGGAAAGAUCUUUAAUAUCUUGUUCGGAUGACACCAGGGAAUUCCCUAUCAAAAAGUUGUCUGCAUCAGCAGCUCCAUUCAGCCCAUCAAUAACUGUUGCUCGGGCUGCACCUGUGGCAUUGAACAUUUCUCUCUCUUCUGGUCCUGCAGCUGUUCCAGCUGUUGGCCCUUGGCAGUUGAACAUGACUGUUCACCCAGGGCCUCCUACGGUCUUACCCACAGUUAAUCCGAUGUGCUCUUCUCCUCAUCGCCCGUAUCCCUCACCUCCACCCACCCCAAAUAUGAUACAAACCAUGCCAUUUUUAUAUCCUCCAUAUACUCAACCUCCAUCCACUACCUUCCCUAUGACUAGCAGCCCUUUUCAUUCCAAUCAUUUUGCAUGGCAACGUAGUAUCCCCAAUGAAUACAUGCCUAGGCCCAUUUGGCCUGGUUGCCAUGGAAUGGAGUUCUCUGUCUCUCCAACUGUUGUAGAGCCAAUUGCUGAUCCAAUUCCACAGAUAAAGGAACAAUUUGACAAUUCUGAGAGCCUGAGUUUGGCUCCAAACCUGCCAGUGGACAUUGCCAAUGGGGAUAAAGCUAAGAAAGAAUUGAAUCUCCCGGCAUUAGAGGCAGUGGACAAUGGAAAUGAUGUGGCUAGUGUUAGAUCGAAUAAUGAGAAAGAAAAUGGCAAUUCAAAUUCAAAUAUUGUUCUCAGUUCUGGUAAUCAACUGGAUCAAUUUAACACGCUUAAUGAAUCUGGAAGCAGUUGCAGUAAUCAAGCAUCAAGUCCCCCUUGGAAAAUUGAUGGUGAGAAAAUGGUCACCAUUUUGAUCAGGGGGAGAAGAAACAAAAAGCAGACCCUGCGAAUGCCAAUCAGUUUGCUGAAGAGGCCGUAUAGUUCACAGCCUUUUAAAGUUGUAUGCAGCAGAGUGGUCCGAGAGAGUGAAUCACUCAAGUCUGGAAGCUUUUCUUCGAAUAAAAAUAAUACAGCUAGUGCCAUGUAAGGCAAAGUUUUUUACUUUUACCAGUCAAAAUCAGCAGGAUGGUUGAGAGGAAACAGAAGAUGUGUUGCUUUCACAUACAAAUGAGGCAACCUUGGAAGUUUUUGGCUUUCAUAUUUGAUCUGUUACAAUACUUUAUGAAAAAAUGCAGAAUACUAGAUCUUCCAAGAUACUAAGUCCAUUAUACCGAUACUUUGGAGACCAGAAGGCAGCAGCACAGCAUUCAAAAAUUUCUCUGCUUAAACCUAAGGAAAGAGGAUUUUUUGGACUGUUUUUUUAACAUCAGGUUUACAACAGGAAACUAAUUUCUGGGAAUUCAAUAGGUUUACGACAGGAAACUAAUUUCUGGGAAUUCAAUAGAUUAAUCUGGGUUUGGCUCUUCCCCUUGCUGGCAACGAUGGAUCAUGAAAGUUUUUGGUCCACCGACCCUACCUUAAUAAGGAUAAGUUGCAGUUGAGGAUGAUGAUGAUGAGCUUUCUUCUCCUGUCCGAAAGUAGUGAACUUGCAGGAACACAUCAUGCAGCAGAGAAUAAGAUAGUAUUUGAACGGUGGUAAGUUGAGAUUCUGACUGUUCUCUCAAUUUGUCCCUAUGGAAGUUUUGCCAUUUGAACAGAGUAGACAGCAGUAGAGAUGGAAUUUGAUUGUUUCUGCAACUGUCUUUUUGAUCCAUGAAACAAUACUCUUCAGCUAUGAAUUUGAAAUUGCCCCUUAA